AUGCAUUUCCGACGUACAGCCAUUGAAAUUGAGGCUCCAGAAGAAGUUGGCCAAACGAUUCACCACAACCUUUGCGAUAGUGCUGUCGGCGACCGAAGCCUCAACGACCUAGGUAUCACUGUACCCAAAGACCUUCCAUUGUCGUACAGUGUCCACCUGGGCAGUCAUCGAUUCCGUUCGCUUAUUGCGGAGCGAUAUGGCCUGGAAGCCGAGAAUAUUCUGAUUACUGCAGGAGCGUCUUCCGCGUUGUUCAUCGUCGCCACUUCUCUUCUCAGUCAGAAAGAUCAUCUCAUCAUAACUCGACCAAACUACGCUAGCAAUGUCGAAACACCCAGAGCGAUAGGCUGCGAGAUAACCUACGUGGAUUUGGAGUUUGAAAAGGAUUUUCAGCUUGAUGUCAACGACAUAGCUUCGGCAAUCAAACCAAAUACCAGGCUGAUUAGUCUUACCACUCCGAACAACCCUACAGGCACAGCUAUACCAGGUGAAGACCUGCGCAGAGUUGUGGAGUUGGCCAAGACUCAUGGCUGCUACGUCUUGGUCGAUGAGACCUAUGCAGAGCUAACAUAUGUGGAUCGACAACCUGGCGCUGCAUCGCUUGGAGCACACGUUGUCGGGGUUUCUUCCAUGUCGAAAGCUUUUGGUGUUCCUGGUAUACGAGUCGGAUGGAUAUCGUCCAAAAACAAAGAAAUCCUAGAGGUCUUCCUGGCAGCUAAAGAGCAGAUCAGCAUCACUGUUAGCGUUAUUGACGAGUACGUGGCAGAGCAGAUUUUGGAGCGCUGCGACGAGAUUUUGAACCCAAUCAUACAAGAAAUGAAACUGCGGCUGCAUAUGGUGGAGGCAUGGGCCGCCUCGGAAGACCUCAUCGAGUGGGUUCGACCGACUGGAGGUGUAAUGGGCUUCAUGCGAAUGACGAAGGAGCCUACCGGAGGCACAAGCUUGUUUUACGAGAGAUUGCUGGCGGAACAUGGCACGUACGUGGGGCCUGGCCAUUGGUUUGAAUGGCCUGAUACCUAUUUCCGGCUUGGGUACGGAUGGCCAACCGCAGAGAGCCUAGAGAAGGGUCUGGUGGCAAUAUCGAAAGCAAUGCGUGGUUGA
Molecule: messenger RNA, 1098 nt
Organism: Cordyceps fumosorosea ARSEF 2679
Lineage: Eukaryota; Fungi; Ascomycota; Sordariomycetes; Hypocreales; Cordycipitaceae
Product: class I/II aminotransferase
Exons: 1
Coding region: 1-1098 (365 amino acids)
Biological process (GO): biosynthetic process
Molecular function (GO): pyridoxal phosphate binding; catalytic activity
Source: RefSeq, a predicted model, not a curated record